Molecule: messenger RNA, 799 nt
Organism: Rhipicephalus sanguineus (brown dog tick)
Lineage: Eukaryota; Metazoa; Arthropoda; Arachnida; Ixodida; Ixodidae
Exons: 2
Coding region: 17-799 (260 amino acids)
Source: RefSeq, a predicted model, not a curated record
GCAAGAUACCCUGAAGAUGGCUUCAUCGAGCGCUACACUUGGCAAGCUGCCGGAGUUCGACCCGGACAACGGGGACUUCGAGGUCUACCUCGAGCGUCUCGAGUGCUUCAUCGCCGCCAACGACAUUGCAGAAGAAAAGAAACUGCAGGUCUUCUUGACUACGAUCGGCGAAAAGGCUUACGGGACGCUAAGGAGCUUGCUUCUUCCAAAGACGCCUACGAAAGUAACAUUCGAGGUUGCCGUUGAUGCACUUAAAAAGCACUAUGCUCCCAAAAGUUCCGUGGUGACGGAAAGGUAUCGCUUCCACCAACGAAAACAAGAGAAGCAUGAAAGCGUGGCGGACUUCAUCGUGGGUCUGAAGAAAUUGGCGGCGACGUGUGCGUUUGGCACAUUUCUAGAGGAAGCUCUGCGGGACCGACUAAUCGCCGGCCUUCAAGCAGACGCUGUGCGCUGCCGACUGCUAGCCACGCCAGACGCUGAGCUGACUUGGGAACGCGCCUGCAACAUCGCCGUGGCUAUGGAAGCAGCUACGAAAGACACUCAGCAGAUGGCCUCUACAAAGAGCGAAGGCAUCGCAGCGAGCGUCUCCGACUUGCACUGGCAAGGACAAGCAAAAGAACGGCGUCCACAAGUUGCCGUCGCGCACUGGUACCUCCAGUACUGUGCAUACUACAAUCUGCACCUGGGGGGACACAGAGUGCAUGCCAUCGACCCCUUUGCCAAGGUCGUCGCUAGUCCUAAGCGUUCUUUGUUCAAGACGUCAUUUAGCCCUCCCGUAAUUACGAGGUUGUCACCGUGA